ACUCGUAGUUGGUAUGGGUCUUUAUCGAAGAAGUCUGCAGCAUCCACCCAAGUUGCGCGCGAGACCAUCUUGGGUGGAACCUCGAAACCUAUGGCUACCGCCGACUUUACUCGGUUUGAUACAAAGAAGCCUUCUGAUAUGAGUGGCGACGAAGCACCGACCCCUGCUCCUUCUUCACUAUCGAAAUCACACGAUUCUGGCGUUGGAUUCGCGAGCGAUGGAACCCGAGGCCUGAAAACACCGAGCUCCAAGACCGUUGUGAAGCCUGCAAACGGACAGGCAGAGGCCAAGACUACGGCUAAGUCGGAGGACGUGGUCAUGGAAACCGAAGACAAUGGGAAAGAACAAGAAGAGACACCACCUGCCAAAUCAGCUACGGAUCAGAGUACAGGUCCUACGGUACCCACUGCGUCUGCAGCUACAACUACGCGACCUACAUCAACAUGGCUAGGAGGGUGGUGGGGAAGCUCACAGCCUCCAGCUCCAGCAUCAGCACCGGCCUCGCAAAUGGACGUCGCGGAGGAACCAGCCACACAAGCAACACUUGCUGGUAGCCAGGUCCCAGAGAACGCAACACAAGAGCCCGCCCCUCGAGACCCGCCAGAACAACAGUCGCCGGACAUAGCCGAGCAAACCGAGGCACAGAACCAAGCACAUGCCGCUACUGGUGGAGGUUAUGGAUCUUGGAUCUGGGGUUGGGGAGCGGGAAAGAGCGUACCAACUUCACAGCCAGCAAAAACUGCUUCAGAUUCUACAACAGACCAAUCUACAGCGGAAGUGCCCAAAACAGACAGCACCAGCGACUCAGCGAAGGAGCCCGAAGACACCAUCAUGCAGGGUGCCCCACCAAUCGAGGAGACUCCGGCGCCCUCAGGUUCUACAACAUCAGACCCAGCCCCAAAAACAGGCUCAACAUGGGCAUUCUGGUCUCGACAAUCAGGGCCUACAUCGGGAAAGAAGUCAGCCGAGGAUUCCGACGAAGGUCAGCUUGCGGUGAUGGGGGAAAGCUCGGAACACCGCCCAAAGAGAGCCAAGUCCAUGGAGUUCAAAGGCUCUCCACCCAAGGAAACCCCUAUCAAGUCUGGUAAAAAGGAGGAACCAGCCAAGGAUCUGUCGAUCAAGUCUGACAAAACUGGGAAGAAGGAAGAGUUGGCCAAAGCUUCAGCCAGUCCGCCAGGCAAGGCAGCUUCCAUCAGGAGAUCCAAGAGGGACCGUCCAGAAUCGAUGGAAAUCGAUGACACGACCCCCAUUCGUCCUGGUACCCCCAAGGCAGUGGAAGCUCCGGCCAAGGGAGCUGCGCAGAAAACACCAGCCUCAUCAACAAAAACUACCGCACCCAACCUUGUGCUUCCGUCUUUUAAUGGAACCUACAAACUCAAAGAAAACCCCUCGAUCGUCAAGCAAAUCACCCGUAUUCUUCUUCGAGGAAGCCAAGCUCCUUCAAACAAGCACGUCUACAUUUCCAAAGACCUCCCCAAAAUAAAGAAAGCGAUUGCCAUCGGCGUUCACGGGCUCUUCCCCGCGAACUAUCUCAGGACAGUUAUCGGCCAGCCAACAGGCACAUCGAUCAAGUUUGCCAACCACACCGCCGACGCCAUUAAACGCUGGGCAGAUAAACACGGCUGUGGAGACUGCGAAAUCGAAAAAGUAGCCUUGGAAGGUGAAGGCAAGAUUGGGGAAAGAGUAGAGAACCUCUGGAACUUGCUCCUCAACUGGAUCGACCAGAUCAGAUCGGCUGAAUUGAUCCUCAUCGGGUGUCACUCUCAAGGUGUGCCAGUGAGUAUCAUGCUCCUGGCCAAGCUAAUCGAAAUGGGCGUGGUCAACAAGGCCAGGGUCGGUGUCUGUGCCAUGGCGGGGGUUUCUUUGGGACCGUUCCCCGAUUACAGGACUAGUAUGGGGUAUUUGAUGGGCUCGGCGGGGGAGCUGUGGGCGUUUGGGGACCCAAGAAGCGAGGUCAGCCAGCGGUUGGAGGCAGCAAUGAAGGUUUGCUUGGGGUACGGGGUGAGGAUCACGCUGGUGGGGAGCAUUGACGAUCAGCUUGUGCCGAUGGAGUCGGCUGUUUACGCACCGGUGCACCACCCUUACAUUUUCCGAGCGGCGUUUAUCGACGGGAGGAUCCACGCACCGGAUUUUAUUGCUCAUUUGGUUGGCUUUGCGCUGAAGCUGAGAAACUUGGGGGUUUCGGACCAUGGGCUGAUUAGGGAGCUGAGCACGCCGCUGGCGGGGAGUUUGUACUCUGGGGAGGGCCACUCGAGGCUGUAUGAUGACGAGCAGGUUUAUGAUCUUGCCGUGAGCCAUGCGCUGGAGACGACGGAUGUGCCGGGAGCGAAUCCGGCUGCUGAGAUGAGUAGAAUGGGGGGCGCGCUGGUGAAUCCGAAUCCGUAUCAUUUGCCUUGGAUCAUGAGGGGGUUGCUGGAGGAGGAUUUUGUGAAGAGUGAGUUGGGGGAGGAGACGAGGGAGUUGGUGAGGCAGUUUGAUGAUUGGAAGCCGGUGACCAAGGCGCUGAAGGAUGUGAAGUAUCGGUUGGAGGCGGUGAGGUCCAAGUUAUAG
Messenger RNA from Podospora anserina S mat+, 2550 nucleotides. RefSeq lists its product as uncharacterized. The annotation marks the transcript as partial. The transcript has a single exon. NCBI's taxonomy places the organism in Eukaryota, Fungi, Ascomycota, Sordariomycetes, Sordariales, Podosporaceae. The record is from RefSeq and is a predicted model, not a curated record.